Amphibalanus amphitrite is the source of this 994-nucleotide messenger RNA. RefSeq names its product RYamide receptor-like. The record is from RefSeq and is a predicted model, not a curated record. The coding region runs from base 1 to 939 and encodes 312 amino acids. Gene Ontology annotation, molecular function: neuropeptide Y receptor activity. The transcript has a single exon. Gene Ontology annotation, cellular component: membrane. Lineage: Eukaryota; Metazoa; Arthropoda; Thecostraca; Balanomorpha; Balanidae. Gene Ontology annotation, biological process: G protein-coupled receptor signaling pathway.
AUGUCCUGGAAUUCAUCCUCGGCUCUGCCGUCUCCGGCGCCGGAGAAUCACGUUUUCGUGUCGCCCAGCAGCCGCCUCGGUGCCCCCAGCGUUAACGAGACAUGUCUGGAGGCUGCACAAGCUCUGGGUGACCUGCUUCUCGCCAACCGUACACUUCACGAGUGUGCGUGCGCCAGUCGCAACAUCUCAACCUCCGAGUUCCGCCACUGGAACUGCGGCCAGUUCGAUCCGAUCAUCAAGACCUCUUUCGACGUGGUUAUCCUCGUCUCCUACAUCUCUAUCAUGAUUGUCUCCCUAGUGGGCAACACUCUCGUCUGCUACAUUGUUCUUUCGUCUGCGCGCAUGCGCACAGUCACCAACUACCUCAUCACCAACAUGGCCGUCGGAGAUCUGCUGAUGACGCUGCUCUGCGUGCCCUUCACCUUCUCCAGCGUCCUCCUGCUGCAGCACUGGCCCUUCGGCGCCACCAUGUGCUGGCUGGUGUCCUUCACGCAAGCCGUAUCGGUCUUUGUGUCGGCGUUCUCCCUGAUCGCCAUCAGCGUGGAUCGGUACCGCGCCAUCAUCUACCCGCUUCGUCCUCGCGUGACGCGUCAGCACGCGCGCCUCUUCAUCCUCCUCAUCUGGCUGCUGGCGAUCGGCACGUGCGUUCCCAUCGCGGUAACCUCCCGCCUCUGGCAGCCGCCACAUCGCCGCUUCAUCCUUAACGACCUAUACGUCUGCGACGAGCACUGGCAGCAGGGAAGUCGCGAGCAGUACAGCAUGGCCGUGAUGGCGCUGCAGUACUUCCUACCAGUCCUGGUACUGAUGUACACCUACGGCAGAAUCGCACUGGAGGUCUGGGGGAAGACGGCGGCGCUGUUUGAGCAGCGAGACCCACGAGAGGCGCGCCUGGCCAGGACGCGACGCAAGGUGAGUCCUGCAAGGGGUUCGGGAAACUAAGCGCUUCUUUCGUAUUUUCUUUCUGUUUCUGUCUUUCUUUCUUUCAUUCAUUCUU